UUUUCUGUCACCAGCUACAGUGAGACUUCAAGGCCGUGGUCGCGGUAUGCAGUGUCAGUAGUGGCCUGCUCCGGGCCUCGUUUUCGGAGGAGGGUGCCAGUGCGCCCCGUUUUUCCUUUCUACAAAAGCAAGUUCGAGCUGGACGGUCCAGAGACUGAUGGCUGCGGGUGCCGGGCUUUGUAUGGUCAAAGUGGAGGAGGACUCACCUGGGAGUCAGAAGUCCUCCGGAUCCGGGGAUUGGCAGAACCCCGAAACUUCUCGAAAACAAUUCAGGCAGUUGCGCUACCAGGAAGUGGCCGGCCCCGAGGAGGCGCUGAGCCGACUCUGGGAGCUCUGUCGGCGGUGGCUGAGGCCGGAGCUGCGCUCCAAGGAGCAGAUCCUGGAGCUGCUGGUGCUGGAGCAGUUCCUCGCCAUCCUGCCGCAGGAGCUCCAAGCCUGCGUGCGGGACCACUGCCCCGAGAGCGGGGAGGAGGCUGCGGCCUUGGCGCGGACUCUGCAGGGAGCACUGGACCGGGCCCCAGCACAGGGCUUUGUGACUUUCAAGGAUGUGGCUGAAUCUCUGACCUGGGAAGAGUGGGAGCAGCUGGCUGCAGCUCGGAAGGGUUUCUGCAGAGAGAGCACAGAGGAGCCUGGGAGCACAGUUCUGCCUGGCUUGGAAACCAGAGCUUCGAGCACAGACUGGAUCCCAAAGCAAGAAACUUUAAAGGAAGCAGAGCCACAGGCAUGGACACAAGAAGUGUCCCGGGGAAAGGUCCCACUCUUUACUAAGGGUGGUGAUACUCUUGAGGACUGGGAAGAAAAGCUGCCAAAAGACACUGUAUUGCUGCAACUCCAGAGUGCUCCUGAAGAGCAAGGAUGCACCACCAUCUCACAUCUCACUGGUGUGUCCAAGGAAGAGAGAGUUUCUAAAGAUAAUGAAUCUGGGAACAGUGCCAGCUUUGGCCUUGGUCAGCACAGCCAGACAGCAAAUAGGCUCAGUACCGAUGGUGAAUAUGGGAACGACCACAAACAAGGCUUCCAUGGAAAAUGCCAUGCAGUGAAACCUCACAACCCUGCUGGCAGUAGUUUGGGGCUCCGUGAAGACAAACCCUAUAAAUGUGACAGCUGUGAGAAGAGCUUCAGACAGCGCUCAGACCUUGUUAAACACCAGCGGGCCCACACAGGUGAGAAGCCCUAUCAAUGCCAAGCAUGUGGGAAAAGCUUCAGCCAGAGUGCUGCCCUUGUUAAACACCAGCGGACCCACACAGGUGAGAAGCCGUACGCAUGCCCAGAAUGUGGGGAAUGCUUCAGGCAGAGCUCACAUCUCAGUAGGCAUCAGAGAACCCAUGCCAGUGAGAAGUACUACAAAUGUGAGGAAUGUGGGGAGAUCUUUCAUAUUUCCAGCCUUCCUAGACAUCAGAGACUACACAAAGGGGAGAGGCCGUAUAAGUGUGAGGCCUGCCAGAAGAGCUUCAAACAGCGCUCAGACCUCUUUAAGCACCAGAGAAUCCACACGGGAGAGAAGCCCUAUGUGUGUUUUGUCUGUGGGAAAAGCUUCAGUCAGAGUGCAACCCUCAUUAAACACCAGAGAACUCACACGGGAGAAAAACCUUAUAAAUGUCUUCAGUGUGGUGAAAGAUUUAGACAGAGUACACACCUUGUCCGACACCAAAGAAUCCACCGAACUAUAGUCUCCUAGUUUUCAUAUAUCUCUGCGUGACUCAUGUGGUGGGUUUGCUACUGCUGCUAUUUUUGAGAAAAAGGUCUCACUGUGCAGCCUUGGCUGACCUGAGGUAGCUAUGUAGACCAG
Messenger RNA from Onychomys torridus (southern grasshopper mouse), 1789 nucleotides. RefSeq names its product zinc finger protein 394 (gene Znf394). NCBI's taxonomy places the organism in Eukaryota, Metazoa, Chordata, Mammalia, Rodentia, Cricetidae. Gene Ontology annotation, biological process: regulation of transcription by RNA polymerase II. Gene Ontology annotation, molecular function: DNA-binding transcription factor activity, RNA polymerase II-specific; RNA polymerase II cis-regulatory region sequence-specific DNA binding. The record is from RefSeq and is a predicted model, not a curated record. The transcript is spliced from 3 exons. Bases 158 to 1678 code for a protein of 506 amino acids.